AUGGAGGAUGUGGAGGACGCGAGGAAGAUGGAGGAGAUUUGGGACAUGGAGGACGUGGAGGAGAUGGAGGACGUGGAGAAGAUGGAGGAUCUGGAGAAGAUGGAGGAGAUUUGGGACAUGGAGGACGUGGAGAAGAUGGAGGACGCGGAGGAGGUGGAGAAGAUGGAGAACGCAGGGAAGAUGGAGGAGAUUUGGGACAUGGAGGAGGUGGAGGAGAUGGAGGACACGGGGAAGAUGGAGGACGUGGGGAAGAUGGAGGACGUGGGGAAGAUGGAGGACGUGGGGAAGAUGGAGGACGUGGGGAAGAUGGAGGACGUGGGGAAGAUGGAGGACGUGGGGAAGAUGGAGGACGUGGGGAAGAUGGAGGACGUGGGGAAGAUGGAGGACGUGGGGAAGAUGGAGGACACGUGGGGAAGAUGGAGGACGUGGGGAAGAUGGAGGACGUGGGGAAGAUGGAGGACGUGGAGGGGAUGGAGGACGUGGAGGACGUGGGGAAGAUGGAGGAGAUUUGGGACGUGGAGAACGUGGAGGAGAUGGAGGUGGAGAAGAUGA
Molecule: messenger RNA, 552 nt
Organism: Mesitornis unicolor (brown roatelo)
Lineage: Eukaryota; Metazoa; Chordata; Aves; Mesitornithiformes; Mesitornithidae
Gene: CDR1
Product: cerebellar degeneration-related protein 1, 34kDa
Exons: 3
Coding region: 1-552 (183 amino acids)
Source: RefSeq, a predicted model, not a curated record